AUGUACAAGAUUUACGCAUUGGGAUCCAACGGCAGUGGUCAACUUAGGCAUCGGCCAUUUUAAGGACGUAAUGGUUCCACAUUUAACCUUUGAAAGUGUGAUUAAACCAAUAAAAGUAGCUUGUGGUGGAAACCACUCGCUAGUAUUAAUGGAAGAUGGCCAACUUUGGGCCACUGGUGAUGGUAGGCAAGGGCAGUUCGCUAUGGAUGAUGCCAAAAGCCUUUUUAAUUGGAUACAAAUCCCCGGCACGUUUGAAGAUGUUGCAUGUGGGUGGGAUUAUUCUGUGGUAAUAGAUACAUUUGGGAAUGUUUUAACUUCUGGUGCAGGUCUUAAUGGCGAAUUAGGCCUAGGGAGCAUUAAAUGCGCCUAUCAAUGGCGCCGCGUAACGACGUGUUUAAACAGUUCAAGGGCAAUAUACUCAUCAUUUCAAAAUGUAGUGUUGCGCGACGGCAACAAGCUCUUCGGCUGGGGUCCUAAUCGCAAGGGACAGCUUAUAGAACCGAAGAGUAAGGGUUUUGAUUCGCCAAGGUUAAUAUACGAAGGCAAGGAUAUAACGCAAGUUACAAUGGGAAAAGAUUUUGUCGCAAUCAUUGAUUCGGGGAAACUUGUAAUUUCAGGAACUAUGCGAGAUCGCAUUAACGACAUAAUUCGCGAUAUAUCUUCUGAAGAAAUCAUUAAGAUCGCCGCAAUGUGGUCUUCGUUGCACAUCUGGACAAAACGCGAAAUAUUUUCUUAUGGAAAUGGAAAUUAUGGUCAGAUGUUCAUCUGGGAGCGACCCUCUAAUAUGACCCACUUAAACACAGGAAGCGAACACGGCAUGAUGUCUUUAGCCGAUGGCCGCGUCUACUGUUGGGGCUGGGGAGAACAUGGCAAUUGCGGCUCUUCAGCAAAACUACUAGAAGAAACAUCCCCCUACAAUGACAAGAGUAAUAUCAUAAGUCCACUUAAUUGUGUCUUAGAAACCGAUGAAAAAAUAAUUUGGUUACAAGGCGGAUGCGCGACAUCUUGGAUAUGCGCAAAAUGUUAA
Molecule: messenger RNA, 1027 nt
Organism: Eremothecium sinecaudum
Lineage: Eukaryota; Fungi; Ascomycota; Saccharomycetes; Saccharomycetales; Saccharomycetaceae
Gene: ATS1
Product: Ats1p
Exons: 1
Cellular component (GO): cytoplasm
Molecular function (GO): guanyl-nucleotide exchange factor activity
Source: RefSeq, a predicted model, not a curated record